Podarcis raffonei (Aeolian wall lizard) is the source of this 3442-nucleotide messenger RNA. Its product is annotated as sperm flagellar protein 2-like. The coding region runs from base 1 to 3174 and encodes 1057 amino acids. The transcript is spliced from 11 exons. Gene Ontology annotation, molecular function: calcium ion binding. Gene Ontology annotation, cellular component: sperm midpiece; manchette. The record is from RefSeq and is a predicted model, not a curated record. Gene Ontology annotation, biological process: sperm axoneme assembly. Lineage: Eukaryota; Metazoa; Chordata; Lepidosauria; Squamata; Lacertidae.
AUGAAGAACGAACUGGACCGUUUCCAGGAUACCAAGAGGCUUUUGCAUGACUACUAUAGAGGGAUGGAAGGCAAAAUUCCAACGGAGACCAGCAAUGAGUUUGCCAGAAUACCUUUGAUAGAUCUAACUGAUAAAGAACAACCCAUGGAAGAGGCCAAGACUAGAAUAAUUCCUCUGAGUGUUCACAGAGCUGCUUCUCCAGAACCAAAGGACAAGAUGAAAGCAAUUCCAGUCAAGAUCAAGGAUGAUGUGUUUUCUGAAAGCAUAAUCUUUAAUUUUGCCCCAGAAGAAAAACAGAUUACUGAGAUGUGGCACAAUAUUGUAGCCACAAUAUCCAACAUGGUUACAGCUGAAAUACAAGCAAAAGAGGCGGAGGAAGAAAAAGAACGGCUUCAGCAAGAAAUGAAAGAAAAAGAGCGCCAAAAAUCUUCCCAAGCAGAAAAGAAGGGGAAAGAAGGGAAAGGGAAAAAAGGGAAAGGAGGAAAGGAAGCCAAAGGUGGAAAGGAUGCUAAAGGAGGGAAAGAUGCGAAAGGAGGGAAAGAUGCCAAAGGAAAGGAAGGCAAAGAUGCCAAAGGCAAGAAAGGAAAAAAGAAAGCCUCUCAUUCUCCACCAGAGCCAACGCCAACACCAAUUCCUUUAUCCCCGGAGGAACUGAAGAAGCUAGAACUGAGGCUUAAAAUGAAGCAGGAAUAUUUUGCUGCGCUGGAGCAUGAAGCGGAGGCUGCAAAAUCUCGGCUUGAGCUGUUGAAAGCCAAAGCACUCGCCUUCACUGAAGAUCUGCAAACGAAAGCAGAAGUAACAUACAGGAAUAUGGAAAAAUGGCUUGGGGAGAGAUUCUUGGCUGAAAUGGCAAGUGUCGACAAAUUAACCGAGGUUGCCCGCCACCACAUCGAAACCUCUACUAAGAUCCAGUAUGAAUUAGUUCUGGAAGGGGUAGAGUUUUACAUUAACGGUGAUGUCAAAGUCUUUCCAGAUCCUCUUCCUCCACCUCGCCCUCCAUCGGUGGAAAUGCCUACAAAUGGUACUUUAACUAUUUCGCAGCUUAGCACGCUUCAUAAGCAGUUUCUGCAGGUGGCACCUAAAGCCAUAGCAGCACUGAAACAAUUUAAAAGCAAGAAUAUAACUCCAGGCAUCCAAAAACAAGCAGGAAAGAAUCACCAGUUUCAACAAAUAUGGCUGUCAAAGUACCCUUGGCUAAAACAUGACAGUGAGAGGGGCACCAUGUACUGUGCUUUGUGUCGGAAACAUAACGUGGAUUUAGGGGAGAAAACACACAAUUUUUGUUCUGGGACUGAUGACUUUGUACUUGAAUUAGUCAACGACCACCACAACAGUGAAGCUCAUGCAUGGGCUACCUGUAUGGAAGCAGCCAGUGGCUCUGUCCCAGACACAGCUACCACUGAGCAGAUGUUAAAGAGCAUGAGCAAAACAACCUUAGGAAGAAUAGAAAACCUUUUCAGAACAUGCCACGCCAUUGCCAAAACUGGACGCCCCAUCACAGACCUGGACUGGAUGUGUAAACUGGAUGAUAUGAAAGGAGUGGAUAUUGGUUCCAUCUUUAGAAAUGACAAGGCAGCAAGGAUCUUUAUUCAUUUCAUUGCUGAAGUGGAACGAAGAGCCUUGAAAGAGAAAUUAGAAAAAUGCAAGUUCUUCUCACUCAUUAGUGAUGGCGUUACAGACAGCACAAUAAGAGAAGCUGCCCUGGUGUACGUACGUUUUGCACUCCAAGGGAAGAUCCACUGCCAGAUUGUUGGAGUUCAGUCAGUAGACAAACGUGAUGCAACUGCUGUGAAGAAUGCCAUUGUGCAAACAUUACAGACCAGUUUGCAGCUCAAUUUGCCAAGCCAAGACUGGGCAAGAAAACUUGUUGGCUUCGGAAGUGGUGGUGGAGACAUUAUGGUUGGACAAAGCAAUGGGGUAGCUAAACUGUUAAAAGAAAUCCAGCCAUGUGUUCAGAGUGUGCAUUGCCUCGUGCAUCACCUUGAAAUAGCUUACAAGGCAGCACUGAAGAGCACCCAACUAUACACCAUUCUAACAGAGCUCUUGCAAAACAUGUACUACUAUUAUAACUCUCCACUGAACAAGAACAACCUCAAGUUGGUCUAUGAAGAUCUCAACCUGAGAACAUCCAUUCCUUCUCGAAUUGGUGGCUCCCGAUGGCUUCUUCGCCUACAGACAGCUCUUCAGAUCCUUCUGAAAGGAUACCCAGCAUUUGUCCUACACAUGAGUAAGGUAGAAGAAGAACCAUGUUCCUCAAAUCACCAGAAAGCCAAAGACCUCUUAAAGCUUCUUCUGAAAACAGACAUUGUCAAGUUUUCUCACUUUUUGCUUGAUGUCAUUAACGUUCUCAACAUCCUCUCCCGCGUUGUCCAGGAUCAGAACUCUUCCAUUGCAGAUGUGUUUGCAACAAGCCAGUCAACAUUGGAAACACUCCAAAUGUAUCGAGCAAGAUCAGGGCCAAGGGAGCGUCUGGUGGAGGCCAUCACACAUUUUCAUGGUCACCAGCUUAUAGGAGAUGGUGACAUAUCAGCCAUCCGGAUAGAAUUAAUAAGCAAUCUUUUGAAGCAGCUGUGCGAUUGCUUCUGUGAUGCUAGCGAAGAUGUUUUGAGAGCAAGCGCUAUUGGAAGUUUUAAGCUGUGGCCAGACAAAAUCGAACCAGAAUUUGGUGAAGUGGAAGUGUCUGUCUUGACGAAGUAUUAUGAGCCGGUCCUGGAAUGUGCCAGCGUGAAGGUUUAUGAAGUGGAGACCGAAUGGAACAUGUUAAAAGCAGAGCUGUAUAAUAGAUAUCAGAGCAUCCGGAGAUUGACAUGGGAAGCAGUGAACACAGAUUAUUCUCAUAAAUAUCCAAACAUCUUGACGCUGGUAGAUCUUGUCUUGACGCUACCUGCCAGUUCUGAGGAGGCGGCACGAGGCUUCUGUCAGAUGAAACUUACAAUGAUGAGGCUACGUUCAAAGCUGGUGUUUGAAAGCAUGACCGAUCGCAUGGUCAUUCUGAUGAAUUCUCCAGAUAUCAAGAAGUUUGACCCCCAAAAGGCUAUCCAGUUGUGGAAUAUUUCCUCACAAAGGAAUAGGAGACUACAGGCUGAGCAGGGCGUGGUCAACCCUGAGACACCAGAUUGUUCAUCUGACUCUGAAUGGGAAAGGGAAAGGGAAAGCUCAUUUGGGAGCUAUUAGAUGUGAAACACUCUCUCCAGCUGUCUCCUCAAAUAUUUUUAAUAAUGUCUGUUGACUUUUCCUUUCCUUUCCUUUUCUUUUUUUGGUAACUAUUUACUGGACAAUUUCUAUUUAUUUAUUUAUUUAUUCAUUCAUUCAUUCGUUCAACCAAAAUUUAUAUACUUCUUGAUUAUAAUGGAACAUCUAAAAGCACAUAUAAUGUGUCAUGAAACUAACACAUGCAUUUAGAUGGGAAGGGAGAGAAAUAAGAAGUAUAUCUUUUGGAAAA